AUGCAGCCUGCCCUGCUGCUGCUGCUGCUGGCAGCAGCGUUUUCCGUCGCCUCUGCUGCCCUGGACAGGCGCCUGCUGGAUGACGGUGUGCAAAGCGCCAUUAGCAACGGACGGAACGCCCCCCGGAACAGGUACAAGUACUUUGCGUCAAUGCGCGAGGCAGCAAAUCCUGAAGACCCUUCGUGCGGCGCCAGCCUGAUCCAUGAGUCGGUUGUCCUCACGGCGGCGCACGUGCGCAUCGGCGCUUAUGCCUUCAAUGCCACCGCCACCCCAGACACUGGCUACCAGGAGCGGCGCGUGGCCAAGAUUGUGCGCCACCCAGACUAUGUGUUUCAGCGGUGGACGUUGAAUAAGAAAAACAACGACGUGGCGUUGCUGUACCUCAGCCGCCCCAGCACCUACCCUCCCAUCAAGCUGGCGCCUUACAAGGCCAAGGCUGAGUGGAGCAACCCUGUGCCUGACUGGACGCCCGUCACUCUCAUAGGCCUGGGAUACACGGUGUUUGAAAAAAAGUUCCCGAAAGUGCUGCAGGAGGUAGGCUAUUGA
Messenger RNA from Chlorella variabilis, 546 nucleotides. RefSeq lists its product as hypothetical. The record is from RefSeq and is a predicted model, not a curated record. Bases 1 to 546 code for a protein of 181 amino acids. NCBI's taxonomy places the organism in Eukaryota, Viridiplantae, Chlorophyta, Trebouxiophyceae, Chlorellales, Chlorellaceae. The transcript is spliced from 5 exons. Gene Ontology annotation, molecular function: serine-type endopeptidase activity. Gene Ontology annotation, biological process: proteolysis.